ACUAUCACCACAUUUGCGUGAGUAUAUAUUCCCCUACUUGACUGGAAAAUAAUUCAUUUAGCCCAAUGUCGAUCGAUUCACCCGACCAAUUAGACAGCACCCAACAAGUCUUGAAACUGACCUACAACCAACUCCGGACUAUAUGCAAGCGACACGGCUUCAAUGGGCGUCGCAAGAAACAAGAACUCCAACAUGACCUUAUCUCCAAAUUCGGGCUCACCCCAAUCAAAAGGCGUGAGACUGAAAGUGUCCACAGAGUAAACGAACAAGAACUGAUUAACACCAUCGAGGCAGAACUAACCUGCCACAUUUGCUACUCUCUACUGAAGCAGGUUGUGUUGGCCUUUACUCCAGAGUGUGGCACUCAACUGCUCACAUUCAUUCUGUCUGCUCUGUCUGGAAAAGUGGACUCGCACUGCCAAUGCCUACAAUCUACAUGGAUCAUGUCCCAUCUGUCGUUCCCCAAUCACGUGCUGCUGUCCCUCACUCGUGGUGGACAAUUUCAUAGAGCAGGCCGUGAACUUGAUUGGAGGGGAGUACAAGGCUGAUCGGGAGAGGGCGGUCAAUCGAAGUAAACGAUUCAAAAAACGGUGAGUUUGUGAGACAUUUGUAGUGCCUCCAUCGACCGAGUCAUUCAAAUGAAUACUAAAAAGGUGGACAAGACUCCCGUCCCCCCCAAUUCGGGUUCCCACGUCUCUCACCAUUGCAGGGUCGAGCAGUCGGCCUAAUCCUCGAGUGCUG
This is a messenger RNA of Octopus sinensis (East Asian common octopus), 741 nucleotides long. RefSeq lists its product as uncharacterized. Bases 66 to 548 code for a protein of 160 amino acids. Lineage: Eukaryota; Metazoa; Mollusca; Cephalopoda; Octopoda; Octopodidae. The transcript has 2 exons. The record is from RefSeq and is a predicted model, not a curated record.